UUAAAACAGGUUCUACCUCAAGUCUUUGGAGUGAGGUGCAUGUGCAGGAUCAAUGUUGAGAACACAGCGCAGCACCAUCUGUCCCUCGGGAAAUCUCAAGCUUUGCGUUCCGCAAUGUCAGUGCGGAAGACCGGCGCUCACUGAAGUUCAACCAGCCGAGCGCUGAUCGGAAUCGCCGCCAAGAUUCAUCCCCGGUCGCUAACAGCGCAACAGUAAAUGUUGACAAAUUCCCUCGGCUGCAGCUCAAAAAUAAUUGAAUCACAAAAUGCAGAAUCAUUUAAUUAUUUGCUACUUAAAAGCCUUGUUUUUUUAAAUGGGGGAAAACAUCGGGCAUGACGUUGCAAUUUUAACAUGGGACUUCCUCCCCUCCUCCAAACUCUGAAUUAUAAAUAAAUACAAGCGAAUGACAACUGACACUGAUGUUGGAAAGUACCAAGUGUGCAGAAUAGUGAGCGGACUGCGGCCGAAGUCCGGGAUCUUUAUCGUCAAGGUUCGUCGUUUGAGACAACAAACGCAUUUUGCCCGACAUUUGCCCCACCUACUCUGCCAGAAUUGUAGGGGUGGAGUCUAAAUAUGGAAAUAACCCACGUUGCCAGGCAAGGAGUUUUUUUUUAAUUAUUAUGCUUCUCGGCUCCAUGCACUGCCCGGUUAAACAAUAACUAGUGUAAAUUAUGCCUCUCGCAGAAUGAAUCCACUGCCUACUUCCCAGAGCGUCGUUUUAACGGGAUAUUAUUUAAACGAUGAGACAACUGACGGUGUUGCGACCAGUACAAAGGAGGAGGCAGAUCUUUCUUUACUGGGCAGAAGAUGUGGGCAGUAUAGCAUGAACCAAAUGCAUUCCAAGAACAAUAUGGGGAAGCCUCAUUAUGAACGGUCCUUCUCCCAGGAUUCUCUGGAUGAACUUUCCAUGGAUGACUACUGGAGUGAAGUAGAACACAUCCAGAAAACCAAGGAUAAUGCCCAUGAAGAGCAAGAAGAAGUGUCUGUCAAAGUGCCUGAUGAAGGGGAGGUGGAAGCGGAGUGGCUGAAGGAUGCUGGCCUUUCAGGUUUGGUCAAUGGAGACGCCCAUGAGAGCAUAACGUUACUGUCCACCUUGACCCGUACCCAGGCAGAGGCUGUUCAGAGAAGAGUAGAAACAUUUACAAUGACAAUGAGGAAAAAAAACAAGCAACCAAUCCCUGAUGUCAGGGACAUCUUUAGUCAACAGGUUUCAAGAACAGGCGAAGCUUCAGCUGUUACAGCUGAUGAAAGUGAAUUGAAUGAUGCCACUGAGAAACUUGAAGAUCAACUGAUUAGCCUGAAGACAAAGGAUGCAGGCACUCAACACACAGCCGAUAUAAAUCUAGAAAUAUCAUACUCUGAACAGGCUGCAAAUAUGAAGGAAAAAUUAAACACCAUACAGCUCAAGGGCGAGGAUGAUGGAUCCCUACCUAAUUAUCGGCUCCCAAAGGAUAAAACAGGAACAACAAAAGCGGGAGCCCUUGCACCUCAAGACAUGAAGAAAGUGCGCUCAUUGGCUCUGAUCGAAAUGACUGCACUUUUUGACACACUUGGUAUAGAUUUCAAACAUCAUAAAGCAAUAAAAGUUAAAAUUAAAGAAACUGGAUUGUUUGGUGUUCCACUUUCAUUACUAUUGGAACAGGACCACAAAAAAAUACCUGGAACCAAGGUUCCACUUAUAAUUCAGAAACUCAUUUCCCACAUCGAGGAAGAAGGGUUAAACACAGAAGGAAUUCUACGAAUCCCUGGACUUGCAAUGAGAAUUAAGAGUCUAUGUGAGGAGCUGGAAGCAAAGUUCUACGAAGGAACCUUGAAUUGGGAAAAUGUUCGUCAACAUGAUGCCGCAAGUAUACUGAAGCUCUUUGUAAGAGAACUGCCACAUCCUCUUGUCACUCUUGAGUACCUCGAUGCAUUCCUAGCUGUACAAAAUCUAACAAGCAGAAAACUUCAGCUGCAAGCUCUCAAUUUGCUGGUGCUUCUCCUCCCAGAUCAGAAUAGGGACACGCUGAAGGCAUUGCUUGAAUUUCUUCGGAGAUUAAUUGACAACAGGGAAAGCAACAAAAUGACCCUAAACAACGUUUCUGUUGUCAUGGCACCCAACCUGUUUAUGUUUAAAGGAUAUUGCUCAAAGUCAAGUGCAAAGACACAGUUUGCAAUGGCAACUGGGACAAGCAACAUAAUGCGUUACCUGAUUAAAUACCAAGACCUACUUUGGACGGUCCCAAAAUUCAUUAUGAAUCAAGUUCGGCAACAAAACAUUGAAAGUCGUAAAAAGCUGUCUAAGGAAAAAGCUAUGAAAAAGUUGCUGAAAAAGAUGUCACACGAUAAAGAUAAGCAUGACCGGAAUCACACUGAAAGGAAACUAACAGAUCCAGUCACACUUCAGGGUGCAAUACGGGUUCAGGCACCAUCACUUUCUAAAGUUUCCAUGGCGAUUCAACUUACAGAAGAGCUGAAAGCUAGUGAUAUUUUGGCACGUUUCCAACAGUGUCUUGGCAAGACCAGGAUACCGGAAUCUUCCAGUAAAGAGGAAGUUUGCUUAUAUGAAAUUGGGGGAAAUAUUGGUGAACGUUGCCUGGAUGAUGACACGUAUAUGAAAGACCUAUACCAACUUAAUCCUAAAGCAGAAUGGGUUAUAAAGCCUCGGUGCCAAUGACAUUGUUUCAACAACAGAUAGGCAACAUGAUUAUGUUAAACCAGGCAUUAAUGGUUCUGUACAGCAAAGAGGUUCUGUACAGCAGGCUCAGAGGGUCAAAUGGCCUCCUCCUGCACCUAUUUUCUAUGAAAUACAAUGUCAAUCUGUCUGACCUGUCCAUGUACGUGAAUCUUGAUAUAUGCAGAAGGGCAAGAGAACCAACAUUGCUAUGACGAUUCAAAUUCAAGUUAUUUUCCCUUUGAAAAGGGGAUAAAUAUUGAAAAAUCAACUGCAUGCAUCAAGAUGCUUAAAAUAUUUAUGCAAUAUGUAAAUUUCAUGUAUUAGAAAUAAACAUGUUUUGAUAUAGGUGGUCAUUAACAAAAAAAAUCCUUUUAGAAGACCAGAGAUUUGACGGGACAUAAACCAUUAAGAGCAAAACUUAACAAUCCAGUAAGAACAUAUGCAGCAGAACAACAUAUGGAAUCAAUUUAUUUUUAGAUUUUAAAGAACUGACUGGAAAAU
Molecule: messenger RNA, 3157 nt
Organism: Leucoraja erinaceus (little skate)
Lineage: Eukaryota; Metazoa; Chordata; Chondrichthyes; Rajiformes; Rajidae
Gene: arhgap18
Product: Rho GTPase activating protein 18
Exons: 15
Coding region: 686-2656 (656 amino acids)
Biological process (GO): regulation of small GTPase mediated signal transduction; signal transduction; regulation of actin filament polymerization
Cellular component (GO): cytoplasm
Molecular function (GO): GTPase activator activity
Source: RefSeq, a predicted model, not a curated record